Cicer arietinum (chickpea) is the source of this 1708-nucleotide messenger RNA. RefSeq names its product transcription factor TGA2.3-like. Gene Ontology annotation, biological process: DNA-templated transcription; regulation of DNA-templated transcription. The record is from RefSeq and is a predicted model, not a curated record. Gene Ontology annotation, molecular function: DNA-binding transcription factor activity; sequence-specific DNA binding. NCBI's taxonomy places the organism in Eukaryota, Viridiplantae, Streptophyta, Magnoliopsida, Fabales, Fabaceae.
AUCAAACCAAACCAAUCUCAUUUUCAUGCUAAAAAAACGGCAUUUUCAUUUUGUGCAUCCACACACUAAGUUGUUUAACACAAAACUCAUAAUCAUGACAAUGAUUUCCCAAAUAUAGUUUGUUGUUUGCAGUUAACUAAACAAAAAUGCAAAGCUUCAAUGCAACUGAACCAGCCUCACCAUUUUAUUCUCAUUCUUCCUUCUUGUUUCGGGGAGAUGAAUUCAACCUUAAUCCAACGUCUUUCUUUGAUCCUCAUCCUUCAUUCCAACAACACCAUACUGUUGAUUUAACAUCAAGUUCUGUGUUUGGUGAAAAGUCUAGUAAUGUCGCUGUUGUUGCAAAUAACUUGCAGUAUGGAACAUUCAACACUAGGAUUGGUUCAGCUUCUUCAGGCAUGGCAGAUAACACUCAAAACACUGAAGAUACUUCAACAACAGAUAUUGAUGAUAAAAACAACAAUCAAUGUUUCUCGACCGUGUCUUGGUGCAAUGGUGUUGAGAAUGGAAACCUUGUAGUUGUUGAUUCCAAGGAUCAAUGUAAGACUAAGGAUAAUAAUGCUGAAGAGCACAAGUCUCUACGUAGGUUAGCGCAGAAUCGCGAGGCUGCAAGGAAAAGUCGCUUAAGGAAAAAGGCAUAUGUGCAACAAUUGGAGAAUAGUCGAGUUAGGCUUGCUCAAAUAGAGCAAGAGCUUCAACAAGUACGUCAACAGGGUGUGUUUGUUGCGUCCGGAGUUACAGGAGAUCAUGGUCAUUCAGUGGUUGGAAAUGGUAAUUCAGGCACGUUCGCAUUCGAUAUGGACUAUGCGCGUUGGGUUGAUGAGAAUCAACGACUAAUCAAUGACAUACGAUCAGCUUUAAAUUCACAAACGGGAGAUAAUGAACUGCAUCUCCUUGUAGAUGGUGUCAUGGCACAUUAUGAUGAAUUAUACAGGUUGAAGAGCAUAGGAGCAAAGGCUGAUGUAUUUCACAUACUUUCCGGUUUAUGGAAAACACCUGCAGAAAGAUGUUUCAUGUGGCUUGGUGGAUUCCGAUGGUCCGAACUUCUCAAGAUAGUUAGAAACCACGUUGAGGCGUUAACAGAUCAGCAGUUGAUAGGGAUAUACAAUCUGCAGCAUUCUUCUCAGCAGGCUGAGGAUGCAUUAUCUCAAGGAAUGGAAGCAUUGCAACAAUCUCUUUCUGAGACACUUUCUUCCAAUGCAUCUGGAGAUGUUGCUGAGUACAUGGGCCAAAUGGCUAUGGCAAUGGCCAAGCUUUCAACACUAGAAACUUUCCUUCAUCAGGCUGACUUAUUGAGGCAACAAACACUGCAACAGCUGCGUCGAAUUUUGACCGCGCACCAAGCUGCUCGUGCUCUCCUCGUCAUAAAUGAUUUCAUUUCGCGAAUUCGAGCACUUAAUUCAUUAUGGUUAGCAUGUCCUAAAGAAUACUAGGGAACUGACACAUUAUUCUAAUGUUCUAUAGUGCAUCACUAGUGUUUAGGAUCUCAGUGAUGCAUCGCUGCCAUGUUCAAAGUAUGAACCGGGCGAAUAAUCAAACGGCUUCAUUGAUAAGAAACCUUGUUUUUCCUUAACUGCUGAUCUAAUUACCUACAUAAUCAUGUGUACAAGUUUUUAACUAUUGAUAAAUGUUAUGUAUAUUGUCACUUCAAGGGGAUGUUGUGGACUGAAACUAAUUGCUAUAGAUAUAUCAUUCCAAUUAUUUUCUCAUA